AUGUAUAUUAAACAAAUCAUCAUUCAAGGCUUCAAGAGGUUUGUCCCGCCCACCUUCCCACCCUCGUCCACCAACAACUCCCCCUCUAACCCGCGCCACAGCUACAAGGACCAAACUGUCAUUGAGCCCUUCUCGCCCAAGACCAAUGUCAUCGUUGGUCGCAAUGGCUCCGGCAAGAGCAACUUCUUCGCGGCGAUCCGCUUCGUCUUGAGCGAUGCCUACACCCAGAUGAGCCGUGAGGAGCGCCAGGGCCUCCUCCACGAGGGGUCCGGCUCUGCUGUCAUGUCCGCCUACGUCGAGAUCAUCUUCGACAACAGCGACGAUCGCUUCCCCACAGGCAACAAGGAGGUUGUUCUCCGACGCACAAUCGGCCUGAAGAAGGACGAGUACUCUGUCGACCGCAAAGUCGUCACAAAGACCGACGUCACCAAUCUUUUGGAAGCCGCCGGCUUCUCUCGCUCCAACCCAUACUAUAUUGUACCCCAAGGUCGCGUCACGGCCUUGACAAACAUGAAGGAAUCCGACCGACUGAACCUGCUCAAGGAGGUCGCAGGUACACAAGUUUACGAAGCGCGCCGUGCCGAGUCACUCAAGAUUAUGAACGAAACAAACAACAAGCGCGAAAAAAUCGACGAACUCCUCGAAUAUAUCAAAGAGCGACUAGCCGAGCUCCAGGAAGAGAAGGAAGAGCUACGUGGCUUCCAGGACAAGGAUCGCGAAAGGCGCUGUCUAGAAUACGCCUACCACCACCGAGAACAAGUCACCAUCCAAUCGGCGCUCGAGGAUAUCGAUAACGCGCGGCAAGACGGCCUCGAUACUACCGAUUCGCGCCGCGCUGAAUUCCUCCAGGGCGAAAAGGCGCUGUCCAAGCUUGAUGCCGAAAUUCAUAAACUGCAGCGCCAGAUUGAGCUUUUGCAAAUCGACCGCCAUCAGCUCGAAGAGGACCGCCGUGAUAGUGCCAAGGGUCUGGCGAAAAUUGAGCUCAAGGUCAAGAAUCUCAAGGAAGGUCAAUCGGCCCACGAGCAAGCACGCACUCAGCAGGCCGCGGAGCUGCAGGCAGCGCAGAGCGAGAUUGCGACCAAGGAGAAGGAGCUCGCUAAGCUCCUCCCCAAGUACAACAAGAAGAAGCAAGAAGAGAAUGACAUUCGCAGACAGCUUGACGGCGCCGAGGGUGCCCGUGGCCGUCUUUUUGCCAAGCAGAACCGAGGAUCUAGGUUUAAGAACAAGUCCGAGCGUGAUGCCUGGCUGAAGCAGGAAAUAAACGAACUCACUGCCACUACCAGCAGCCAAAAGGCGAAUCGCUUGGACGCAGACGAGGAAGUGCAGCGCGUUCAGCAGAUUAUUGCGCACGGUGAGAAGGAAAUUGCCGAAUUGCGAUCUCGUCUCGCCAACUGGAGCAACGACAGAACUGGCUACGCUGACCAGGCUGCCGAGGCUAGGCAUACUCUGGAUCAACUAAAUGACGAACGCAAACUCCUCCGCCGUGAGGAUGACAAGCUUAAUUCUAUCAUCUCCAAUGCACGCCAGGAGAGAGAGCAAGCUGAGAGAGAAAUGUCACACGCAGUAGACGGAGCCACUGCUCGCGGUCUGACGACCAUCCGACGGUUAAAGCAAGACCAGGAUAUUCCUGGUGCCUACGGUACGCUGGCUGACUUGCUCCAAGUCAACGAAGCAUACCGCUUGCCGGUCGAGCAGAUUGCUGGCGCCAGCCUCUUCCACUAUGUCGUCGACAACGCCGACACGGCUACAUAUUUGGCCGAUACCCUGUUCAAACAGCGCGGUGGACGAGUCACAUUCAUGCCUCUGGCACAGCUUCGACCGCGGCACAUCAACAUGCCAAAGUCAAGCGACGCGGUGCCGCUUCUAAGCAAGAUUACCUUUGACCCCAUGUAUGCAAAGGCGUUCCAGCAGGUGUUCGGAAAGACUGUUGUUUGCCCGAACCUAGCGGUGGCUGCCCAGUAUGCGCGCAGUCACGGCGUCGACGGUAUUACUGUGGAGGGCGACACGACAAACAAGCGAGGUGCCAUGACUGGUGGCUAUAUUGACCCUAGAAAAUCAAGGCUCGAAGCAGUGCAGGCCGCCAACAAGUGGCGAGCCGAAUUCGAUGACUUGGUGGCAAAGUCCCGCGACUUGAGAGAGCAGAUUGAGCGCAAAGACCAGGAAAUCACGGCAGCCAUGUCCAACGUUCAAAAGGCGGAGCAGAAGCUUCGACAGGCUGAGGAUGGCUUCGAGCCAUUGAAGCAUGAGCUGCGAAACAAGACUGCACACAUUGAGAGUGAGAGAGCCCACCUCGACUCCGCCCUGAAACGCCGUGAUGCCGUGGAGAAGAACAUGAGUGGUUUCAUGGAUGAGAUUGCGGCGCACGAAGCCGAAAUGGGCACUGAAUUCAAGAAGAGUCUGACUUCCGCCGAAGAGCAAGAGCUUGAGAGCCUGACGUUGACGGCUCAGCAGCUUCAGCAACAGUGGAAUGAAAUCAGCAAUACCAGACGAGAGUUGGAGCGCAGGAAACAGUUCCUGGAAGUUGAUCUCCGCCAGAACCUGCAGAUGAAGCUUGAUCAGCUAAAUAGUCAGGCAUUUGAGAACUCGGCAUCGGCUGGUACGUCUGGGGGCUUGGGCGAUGCCCAAAAGGAACUCAAGAAGGCGCAAGCAACCCUAAAAUCAGUCACUGAGAGCCUGCACGAAGCGGAACAGCAGAUUGAAAGUCUCACAACACGCGCCGAGAAUAUCAGCGCCGAACGCUCCCAGCGCGAACAAAUGCAGAACGAAAUCUCUGCGCGGAUAGAGAAGCAACAGAAGCGCCUGGAGAAGAGCUUGCAACGCAAGGCCCUCCUCACGACGCAGGCGGCAGAAUGCGCCAAGAACAUUCGCGAGCUGGGCGUGCUGCCGGAGGAGGCGUUUGACAAGUACGAGAACAUGGAGGCCAACGUGAUCACGAACAAGCUCAAGAAGGUCAACGAGGCGCUGAAGAAGUACAAGCACGUCAACAAGAAGGCUUUUGAGCAGUACAGCAACUUUACGCAGCAGGAGGACCACCUGAUGAAGCGCCGCAAGGAACUCGAUGCGUCGCAGGGCUCCAUCGAGGAGCUUGUGGAGCACCUGGACCGCCGCAAGGACGAGGCGAUUGAGCGCACGUUCAAGCAGGUGUCCAAGGAGUUUGCGACCAUCUUCCAGAAGCUGGUGCCCGCCGGCCACGGCCGCCUCGUCAUCCAGCGCCGGACCGACCGCCGCCAAGACGUCGACGAGUCGGACGAGGAGGCCCGCGGCAGCGUCGAGAACUACAUUGGCGUCGGCAUCAGUGUCUCCUUCAACUCCAAGCACCUGGACGAGCAGCAGCGUAUCCAGCAGCUCAGCGGUGGUCAAAAGAGUCUCUGCGCUCUGUGCCUGAUCUUUGCGCUGCAGCAGACGGAGAGCAGCCCCAUGGUCAUCUUCGACGAGGUCGACGCCAACCUGGACGCGCAGUACCGCACGGCUGUCGCCGCGCUGCUCGAGUCCAUCUCAGACGAGGCCGGCACGCAGUUCAUCUGCACCACGUUCCGCCCCGAGAUCGUGCACACGGCCGACAAGUGCUACGGCGUCACCUUCCACAACAAGACGAGCGGCGUCAACUGCGUCCCCCGCGAGGACGCCCUCAACUUCGUGGAGGGCCAGGCCAAGCCAGCGGCGGCGUGA
Molecule: messenger RNA, 3669 nt
Organism: Cordyceps fumosorosea ARSEF 2679
Lineage: Eukaryota; Fungi; Ascomycota; Sordariomycetes; Hypocreales; Cordycipitaceae
Product: RecF/RecN/SMC
Exons: 2
Coding region: 1-3669 (1222 amino acids)
Biological process (GO): mitotic sister chromatid cohesion
Cellular component (GO): chromosome
Molecular function (GO): cohesin loader activity; ATP binding; ATP hydrolysis activity
Source: RefSeq, a predicted model, not a curated record